This is a messenger RNA of Puccinia graminis f. sp. tritici CRL 75-36-700-3, 1093 nucleotides long. RefSeq lists its product as uncharacterized. Gene Ontology annotation, biological process: Golgi organization; endoplasmic reticulum to Golgi vesicle-mediated transport; intracellular protein transport. Gene Ontology annotation, cellular component: endoplasmic reticulum; endoplasmic reticulum-Golgi intermediate compartment; COPII-coated ER to Golgi transport vesicle. The record is from RefSeq and is a predicted model, not a curated record. NCBI's taxonomy places the organism in Eukaryota, Fungi, Basidiomycota, Pucciniomycetes, Pucciniales, Pucciniaceae. The coding region runs from base 118 to 789 and encodes 223 amino acids. The transcript is spliced from 5 exons.
UCACCCAAGCCGAAGAAAGCCUGCCUCAACUGAAUAUCUGUUGUGAUCUCAUCCACAACUUGCCAAGCUUUCCUCCGUCUGCCUCACUCUCCAUCACGCAACUGAAAACUCAAGACUAUGCUGGCUCGACACCCUAGGCUACUAAGCCUGCCCACCCUGGUUUUGGCCAUCGGCCUUCUCUCGAAUACCAUCAUGUCUAUCAAGUUCGACCUCCACGCUAGUCAUUCACCUACACCACACUGUAUAUGGUACUAUGCUAUGACCGAUACUUUGGUCGUCAUCUCAACCAACAUUGAAAACGGUGAAAACCAGAAGGUAGAUCUCGAGGUCAUCGAUGGCUCAACCCACAAGAACGUCUAUCAAUCUAAGAAAGAUCUCCAAGGAGAGACUCGAAUAGCAAUCACUACCCAUAAUGAUGCCGAUCUGGGUGUCUGUUUCACAAAUCGACUCGACUCACAUGUCCAUCCCGCCCGUCCACCUCAAAAACGGAGUAUUGAUUUCGAUGUCGACAUUGGUGCAGAUGCUGUUGAUUAUAACGCGAUCGCUAAGGCUGAAUCAUUGUCCGGCCUGGAAGUUGAGAUGAGGAAACUCGAGGGAAUCGUACAAGAAAUUGUCGAAGAACUAAAUUACUUGAAACGGAGAGAAGCCAAGAUGAGGGAUACAAACGAAUCAACAAAUGCCAGGGUAAAGAAUUUCGCAAUCCUAACCGUAACUGUCUUAAUUUCAUCUGGAAUUUGGCAGAUCUGGUACUUGAGGAAGUUCUUCAAAAGUAAACAUUUGAUUGAAUAGAUUCUUUUUCUUCUUCUUCUAAUCUUUCUUCUGAUCCGGAAUACAAACAAUCAACCAAGACAUUAAACCAUAUCAAACCAAUUCAAUUAGUUGGAUUUUUUUUUCUAAUUUUUUUCCACAUACGCCACAAAUAUCCUAGCGAAUUUUCAACCAAGUGGUUCAGACAAGGAUCAAGUGUUGGUGAAAAUCUGACAUAUUUGUCAGGCAUGCUUCAAUUUGUUGCUCCAAGUUUUUGUCGUACCAUGAGCCAGCUCGAAAGGAGGCAGUAUUUAUGGAAACUAAAAUGCCUACUUAUUUGAAAUUG